AUGGUUUUGGUUUGCUGCCUUGGCAUUCUACUCAUUGCGAAGCCGGGCCUCAUGCACGAGACCCUCGGGGGCGGCACAAUUAUCGCCGAGAACUCCAAAAGUGAGAUCGCAAUGAUUGACAACAUUACAAAAGGCGGGGCUUUUAUCAUGCUGGUUGUCGGCGCCUUUCUCCACGGCGUGUCGUUUGUGCUGGGGCGGCACGUGGCCACAAGGGGGCCCCCUAUUCUUUCGGUUUUGUUUAUGAUGUUUUUUGGUCUUGUUUUCUUUUUGCCUUUGGUGCUGUCCGUUUCUCCAUUUACGGCUUCUUUCUUCAAAAGCCUCGAGCCUGCCGAAUGGACAGCCCUCAUCCUGCUUCCCUGUCUGGGUCUGGGGGCGCAGCUGUGCCUCAUAAGCGCUCUAGAGUUUGAGUCUGCUGCAACAAUCGCCAUUGUCCAAAACCUGGAUGCUGUCUUCAGCUACUCCUUCCAACUGAUCAUUGGCGAGGGUUUCAAUGUAGCCUCCUUGUGUGGGGCUGGCUUGAUCGUCUUUUCUGCAAUUGUUCUCGCCGUUUUUACCAUUAAAAGCUGGAUGCAAAGAGAGAAGCAGGCCGCUGCUGCUGCCGCUGCUGCUGCUGCUGCGCUUGCUGCUGCCGAAGCUGGCGAGCUGCAAGACGUGCUUUCCACCCCGCCGCAGGUGGGUGCUGCAGCAGGAGCCGCUGCUGCCUCUGCUGCUGAAGACGGAGCAGUAGCAGAAGCAGCAGCAGCUGAAGCAGCAGCUGCAGCAGCAGCAACAGAAGCAGCAGCAACUGCGGAAACCAGCAGCAGCAUCUUUGCACUCAAAGUAGCCGUUGCAAUGCAGCAGCAGUUGGUGCAAGCAGAACAGCGAGUACAGGGAGCUUCCUUGGUAUCUCCCAGCAGCAGCAGCAGCAGCAGCAGCGGCAGCAGCAGCAAACAAAAAGUAGACAGCAGCGCAAAACUGUACCCUCCUGCUGUUACAAAUGAAACAGUAAACACAGCAGCGAGCGACAGCGAGCUCAGCGGCCUCGAGAAACUGCGAACCUUUGGCGACAUCGUGCUGCUGCUGCUGCUGCUGCACAGCAGCAGCAGUAGCUGCAGCAGUGGCGCUGUGACGGCGCCUCUGGCCGUUACAGCAGCAGGAACUGCUUAUAGAACCGCACAGCAGCAGCAGCAGCAGCUCCUGCUGCACGACUUGCUGCUCUGA
Messenger RNA from Eimeria tenella, 1200 nucleotides. RefSeq lists its product as uncharacterized. Gene Ontology annotation, cellular component: membrane. Bases 1 to 1200 code for a protein of 399 amino acids. The record is from RefSeq and is a predicted model, not a curated record. The transcript is spliced from 6 exons. Lineage: Eukaryota; Apicomplexa; Conoidasida; Eucoccidiorida; Eimeriidae.